Molecule: messenger RNA, 780 nt
Organism: Acipenser ruthenus (sterlet)
Lineage: Eukaryota; Metazoa; Chordata; Actinopteri; Acipenseriformes; Acipenseridae
Product: protein FMC1 homolog
Exons: 2
Coding region: 46-390 (114 amino acids)
Cellular component (GO): mitochondrion
Source: RefSeq, a predicted model, not a curated record
CUCGGCGUGCUCGAUGCUCUCGGUUUUCUCCGCUCAGACUCGGGCAUGUCCGUCUCUUUCACUGUCGCGCCGCUGCGGGCGUGUCGCGACAUCUUAAAAGAGCUCCGCGCUGUCAAAGGACCCGGAUACCAGCGCAGCCCCGCCUACAGAUACGUCAUGGACCAGUUCAGACACAACCGGAUCACCAGUGAGAAGCUGUGUCGCUCACAGCAGGAUCUGCUCCACCGGGCCUCCUCGUACCUCUGUCUGCUCCAGAGCACCCGGCUGCACCUCUCUCUGCACGCGGAGUACCACGGAGAGGGGUCCACGAGGGAGAAGGGGCUGGGGGACGUGGCUCGCAUGGUGGGGCUGGCAUUGCCUACACAGCCCGGAGGGAAAGGGUGGGAGUGAGAGAGGAGGAGUGGAGAGGAGGAGAGGAGAAGAGAGGGAGGGAGGGAGGGAGGGAGGAGAGGAGAGGAGAGGAGAGGAGAGAGGAUGGAAUUGGUUACGGAGCCACGCUGUCGAUGCUGAAUCUCUGGGAUCCUUCGAGACCCGACUUGACAAAGUUCUGAGAUCCAUCAGCUGCUGGGAAGCGGACGAACUCCGAGGGGCUGAACGGAGACCCCUCUCCAUCGGGGGGGGUGGGGGGGUGAUUUCUCUCUUUCUUCUGUUCUUCAGUCCAGCCUGCAACCCAAACUAGACUCACAGACCGCUGUUCUUGAAAAACUCCCCCUCUCUACACUGCCUUUCAUUGAAGAUGUUCUGUAACUUUUUAAAUAAAGUUAUUAUUGAGUGAUUGAA